Dicentrarchus labrax (European seabass) is the source of this 3190-nucleotide messenger RNA. It is a transcript of the gene c1qtnf12, whose product is annotated as C1q and TNF related 12. Gene Ontology annotation, molecular function: hormone activity. The transcript has 8 exons. The coding region runs from base 427 to 1389 and encodes 320 amino acids. Lineage: Eukaryota; Metazoa; Chordata; Actinopteri; Moronidae. The record is from RefSeq and is a predicted model, not a curated record.
CCCACCCCUUCCUCUACACCUCACCCCCCAACAGAGCAGAAAGCGUGAAAAAUCUCACUAAUGGGUUUAUUUGCUGUCAGAUCUGUGCCGAUCUGUCAUUCCCUUGGACCAUUCUGCUUGACACAUUUCAUAGUUGAGUAAGCCUCCUGGCUUUCUGGCUAGAGUUAACAGUGCCCCUGCAACGUUGUGCUGGCUGAGAGCUCAUCAAGAGGGGAGCAACGGCGGCAGCAGUCAGUCUGACAGUCUCUUGGACAGGGAGUCCCUGAAGCUGCAUUCCUCUGGUCUGCUUCUCCCUCCGUUGGGACUUUGUGUUUGCGAGCCUUGCGGGCAUCCUCAGCGUCUGUCUAGUCCCACGGCUGGUCCUCUGCAGAAGAUUCAGGUUGUUUCUUGCAGGGAUUCUGGUGCUGGUUGAAAAAUAGUGUGAAGAUGUGGUGUGGGGCUGGGCCUCUGGCCGUGGUGGCUGCAGUGUUUUGGACUCAGUGUGUCCUUCUGGAUGGGGUGGAUGCCAAGAAGGAGAGAAAGAGGCCAAAGGAGGCCACCCCACAACACACAGAGACCUUCAAUGCUACUCUCUCCAACAGUGAAGAGGUCGGUGGAAGCAUCAAGAUUUCUGACAACCAGAGAGUGGAUCCACUGGGAUCAUGGAUGGACUUUGUCAAAAGACCUGUUGGCAACUUCCCUGGAAAGUGUCGCAAACGCAAACGACCCCUGCCUGGUCCACCUGGUCCUCCUGGUCCUCCAGGCCCACAGGGACCUCCUGGCUCUCCUGGGGCUGAAGUGACACAGGAAGUUCUUCUCCAGGAGUUCAAAGAGAUGAUUAAAGAGGCGACAGAGAGGAGAGCAGCAGCACUGGACAGACAAACCAGCCCCAGCCAGCUACCUACGGCUCUCCUCACCCUGGAGGGGAUGACCUCCUACCGGCGAAUAGAGGAGGCUUUCCACUGCAAGCUCAAGGGACCUGUGGUGGUCGACAAGAAGACUCUGGUGGAGCUCCAGAACUUUCAGACACCACCAGCUAAAGGAGCCUUCCUCAGAGGGUCGGGAAUGGACCAGUCUACCGGCAGAUUCACCGCUCCCAUCACUGGGAUCUACCAGUUCUCCGCUAAUGUCCACAUUGACCACAAUGAGGUGAAGAGGAGCAAGAGUCAGCUCAAGGCCAGGGAUAAUGUUCGGGUGCUGAUCUGCAUCGAAUCACUCUGCCACAGAUACACCUCACUGGAGAUGAUUGUUGGAUUAGAAAGUAACAGCAAGAUAUUCACAGUCAGCGUGCAGGGCCUGCUGGAGCUACAGGCCGGCCAGUACACCUCCAUAUUUGUGGAUAAUGCAGCAGGCGCUUCCAUUACAAUACAGAACGGUUCAGAUUUUAUGGGCAUGCUGCUUGGUGUAUAGCCUCACACACAUGAACAGGGCAUCAUAUCCAAGCCAUCCACUGCUGCCGUUUUCUUUUCUUUUUUUUCUCAACGGACUGCUUAUGAGCACCACCAAACAGUACCAAACCACAGGGGAAGGUUUGAAGGAAGGAAGCGAGGCUGACAUUGACAUUGACCGCUUGUCAACGGUGAAAGGACAGUGUGAAGAACUCGAGGACUGAGUUUGUUUUUCACAGUGCACUGCCACUUCCCUGAGGAACUCGGAUGCCCCGUUGCCUCACCAAUAAAAUAACCUGAAAAUAAAGCAUUGAAUAUGUCUGUUUCAGUAUAUUUUUCAUGGAUGUUGAAGACCUUUGCGGUACACCAAAUGUCAAUGUUUCUAAUGUUCUCUGGAUUGAUGUUGGAAGAGCUAAGGAACAUGGAAAAGUACAUUUAUGUGUUUAAUGUAUACUGACAUGUUUAUAUUUUUGUCUAUGUACACACUCAUGAACUAUAGUUUUUUGUUAUUAUCAUGGAUUAAAUCUCACAUUUAUAUAUGUUAUAUGGUACAUAGACUGUGAGUACACUGGACAAUGGAAACAUGCUCAAUAGACAGAAUACAGCCUCACAAGAUCUUGGAAAAGUGAUGUCUCACAUAUGUGAUUACAUGUGUUAUGCAUGUAUUGUGCAUUUUUAGCAAUGCUAGUGGGGUAGGACUGGUUCAAACCAAAAUAUCUCAACAACUAUCUGAUGGAUUGCCGUGAAUCCUUGCACAGACAUUCACAGUCCCAGAAUGAAUCCAAUUUGUGGGUUUGAGUGAAAUAUUGCAACACCAAAUUGGAUGGCUUGCCAUGAAAUUUGGUUCACACACAUGCCCCCUCGUCCCCUGCAGGAAGAAUUGUUACCAAUGUUAGCAUUCUAAUACGCUAAAAUAAGAUUAUACCUGCUAAACAUCAGUAUGUAAGCAUUGUCAUUGUGAGCUUGUCAGCAUGCUGAUGUAAGCAUUUAGCUCAAAGAACCAUUGUGCCUAAGUACAACCUCAUAGAGCUGCUAGCAUAGCUGUGGGCUAUUAUGGCGUAUUGACAUUACAACAGAAAAACAAAGGUUUCGUGCUACACGUUAAGCGCUGGUCAGCGCAGUAUUUACCACUUCAGGACUCAGAGUGGCGCUAUACUGAACAGUACCACCUUAGCUACAAUGCUGUGUUUCAGAGAGGCCAAUUUGGUAUUGUUCAGUUCUGGAAAUUCAAAAACAAGUCAUUUGUUUUUCAGUUCAAGCUGUGGUGAACAGCGAUUGGUUGCGCCCACAAAGGUCAGUGCAGCUUGGGUCAAAGUUCAACAAAUUUGAACUUUUGGUGCACCCCCACUCAGCUCAGUGCACCAGAGACAUGUGAGCGAGCUUUAAUGGAAGACGCACGUGCAAGAGGUUUUUCGUGAUAAUGUGACUACGCCUUUAGUCUUGUUUAAAUGUGUCAGACACAUUGAGUUACACCUUCUGGCUGUGAGAGCUGUAAGAGAACGAUGUUUUGGUAGCCUAAAGAUUAUUUUUACAGUCUUUUUUUGUGUUAUCAUUUAUCAUUUGUUUUGUUUUUACUGUAUUUUCUUCUUUUCUUGACAUAUAGAUGUUUGUAAUUUAUCAUAAUUGAUACACAAGUAAUAUUGGAAAGCAUUGAAAUUUGAUAUGGUAUUUAUGUUUGAGGAAUUGUAUGAAUCACAUGUUGAUUUACACUCUCGUGGCCUGUUGAAACCACAGAUUAUUGCAAGAAUAAAAUUAUAUCUUUUUACUAUUUUUUUAUUACUCAUACUAUGCUGUAAUUUGAAAUUAAAACUUUUUAAAAUGUU